Molecule: messenger RNA, 892 nt
Organism: Dimorphilus gyrociliatus
Lineage: Eukaryota; Metazoa; Annelida; Polychaeta; Dinophilidae
Source: the annotation of a GenBank genome assembly
CAAAGUGUUUCCGGUUUCGAAUUUGGAUUUUUGUUUUAACUGCUCUUAAAUAAAAUUAUCAAAUCGGAGAAUGGAAUGGUUGACAGGAAAGUCUAAAUCUGACCAGCGUAAUAAAAAUACAACUCCGUUACAAGCUCAAAGGAAUAGACAAAUUGAACAAUUAAAGAAAGUUAAUCCAAAUGUUUAUGAAGUUCAGCGGGGAGUGGACUAUCGAUUAAAUUUAGUCGUUUCUGGAAUAGAUAUUUUACUCUUUAUUCAUUUACCUCCCUACUUUCCUCAAGAUAAACCAUCAAUUACAGUUAGUCCUAGUAUUCAACAUCCUUGGGUCAAUGAAGAUAAUGUUAUUUCGGGUUGUCCUGAAUUGAAUGAUUUUGUAAUACACUCUGAUUUAGGGAAAAUCAUAAAAGACAUAUUAGACAAUUUGAAGAGGAAUGGCCGAGUACCUCUUCCGACACAAUCAAACUACCCUAAAAAUUCAACUCCUAUGACCAGUGAAGUUAACAAUUACUCUUACGCAAAUGCAAUGAGUACCACAACUUCUAGUGAUAUUAUGCCUUAUCCACAGUAUUCAAUGAUACCUAUAACUUCACAAACAGUUGUUUCGAGCUCCACACGUCCUGCUCAAAUAUACAGUUCAAACGGAUUAUUCAAUUCGCCUAAUUAUGUAAACGAAUCGCAAUCAAACGAUGAGAAUAAGUAUAAAGAUCUUGUAAUCGACCAAGAAAAGUUGAUCGAAAUGGCAAUGAGUACAAACACUGGUCAGAAUAUUAUUCAACAGAAACAGAAACUCUUUGAAAGCAACAAACAAUUAGCGGAAACUAACUUAAAUUUAAAAAGUGAUUUAGAAAAAUCGAGAGAAAAGCUGUUAGACGAAGUAAGCUUAAUUUUUUAA